UUCAAAGAGAAACUUUUUUUCAAUUAACAACAUAUAUUUAUAUAAAAAUAAUGAUUCUCGACAGGGAAUUUUUUAAUGUGUUAAUAUUGAGUUGGGGGUUUAUGUUCACAUUUUCUGCGUUUCUAACAACAAGUAAUAUACAGAAAACAGUUCUUGACAGCGUAUCAAAUGAGGAUCCAAGUUUCACAGGAGAUGGCUACAGUAGUUUGGCCAUUGUUUAUGCAGUUCUCAGCAUAUGCACAUUUUUUACACCGUCCUACGCUCAGGAAAUAAGUCCACGCUUAUCAAUAUUCACUGGAUCAUUGUGUUAUGCAUUUUUUGUCGCCACAUUUCUUUGGCCACAUACAUUUUUACUUUAUUUUGCCUCCGCCAUACAAGGACUCGGCUCGUCCUUAAUGUGGGUUGGCCAUGGCCGUUAUAUAACAGAGAACAGUAAUUCAGAGACAAUUGCCCGUAAUUCCGGUAUUUUUUGGGCAAUUUAUCAACUUUCACUAGUCACUGGUAAUCUCUCGGUUUAUUGUAUAUUCACAACAAAAACAUAUGACAAAUCAACAAGAAAAUUAAUGUUCAUCAUACUCACAAUUCUUGCAAUUAUUGGUACAUUAAUAUUGGCAACAUUAAGAAAACCAUUGACAAGAUCAUUGAUUGAAAAUGAAAUUUGUGAAAAGAAAAUGGAAAAUGUAAUAAAAGAAAAAAUUAAUGAACCAAAAAGAUGUAAAUAUGUGACAUUAAUUGUUGGUUGGGAGAGAAUGAGACGAUUUUUGAGUCUUAUUGUAACGCCACAGAUGAUUAUGUUGAUAGUGACUUUUAUGUAUAGUGGACUUGUACUUGCUUUUUAUUCAGGAGUUUAUACCGCGAGUUUUGGAUUUACAGUGAAAAUGGGUGAAUUGAGAAAAAAAUAUGUUAGUCUUGUGGGAAUAUGUUUAGGAAUUGGAGAAGUGACAGCGGGAAUUAUUUGUGGACCAUUAGCUUCGACAAUUAAAAUUCGUUCACGUUGGUUGAUUUUGGUUAUUGGAUCCAUAGUACACGCAUUUUGUUAUUUGACAAUUUUCUUGAAUCUUCCAGAUAAAUCUCCCUUCACGGAUACUGAGGACAUUGGUUUUAUAUCGCCUUCAAUAUCAUUAGCAAUGAUUGGUGCUGUCGCUAUGGGAUUUGGUGAUGCUUUUUUAAAUACACAAAUUAUUGCUCUUCUUGGCACAAUUUAUACGAAUGACACAGAAUAUGUAUUUUCUCUAUAUCUUCUCUUUCAAUCAAUAGCGGUGACGUUGAGCUUUUUUUACAGUAAUUACUUUGGACUCUAUUUACAUUUAGGUAUUUUAAUUGUGGUAGGAAUACUUGGAACUAUUUCAUUUGUAAUAGUUGAUUUAAAAUACAAUACAGACAACGAUAGUAUUAUCCCAGUUAGUCACGAAAAUACAACUGCCGAAAAUCCAGUCGAAUUGGAAAGUGUAAAACGAUAGGGCAAUUGUUUUCGUUUCUUUUCUUCUUCUUCUUUUUUUUUAAUGUCAGUAAAUAUUUAAAAAUCAUAUACGUUUAGAAUAAAUGUCACAAAUUUUUUUUUAUUUAUUAUUAUGUGUAAAUAGAAACUAAGCUAAGGUAUGUUUAUAAUUUUUAAAUGUUGCUUUCUCGACACAUCGAAAUGUUAAAUAAUUUUUACAGUACCUGAAAUUCAGAAAUUGAUCGACCGAAUUCUGAUAAUAUUAGCAGAUUCUAAAAAUUUUAUGUGUUUCAAUUUAU
Messenger RNA from Leptopilina boulardi, 1737 nucleotides. RefSeq names its product UNC93-like protein MFSD11. NCBI's taxonomy places the organism in Eukaryota, Metazoa, Arthropoda, Insecta, Hymenoptera, Figitidae. The record is from RefSeq and is a predicted model, not a curated record. The transcript has 3 exons. Bases 51 to 1460 code for a protein of 469 amino acids.